UUUCCUCCCUUUCUGUGCAAUUCCCAUCAGACCGGUCCUGUAAUCGACAUGCCAGUGCCUGCCAGCUUCAACGAUAUCACCCAAGACCCCAACCUGGAGAACUACAUUGGCUGGGUUUGGUAUGAAAAAGAGGUGCUGCUUCCUCGCCGUUGGCUUCAGGAGGACCUCAACACCAGAGUGGUGCUCCGCUUCGGUAGUGCCCAUUACUACUCCAUCGUGUGGGUCAAUGGAGUCCAAGUUGCAGAGCACGAAGGGGGCCACCUCCCUUUUGAAGCAGAUAUAAGCAGUGUUGUCCAGGGCAGCCCAGGGAUUCCCUGCCGCAUCACUGUCGCGAUCAACAACACUCUGACACCCCACACACUGCCUCCAGGGUCAAUUCAGUACAUGAAUGACAUAUCAAAGUACCCCAAGAACUAUUUUGUACAGAACAUCAGGUUUGAUUUCUUUAACUAUGCUGGAAUCCAUCGCCCGGUCGUGCUUUACACCACUCCUUCUGUCUACAUAGAUGAUAUUACUGUGACAACUACUUCAUCAGAGAGCGCUGCCAUAGUGCAGUAUCAGGUAUCAGUAGUCGGCAGCGCACUCUACUCCUUGUCCCUGAGUUUACGUGAUCAAGAGGGAAAAGUGGUUGCUACAGGUGAUGGGCCAGAUGGAGAGUUAAAAGUCCUGGAUCCAAAUCUUUGGUGGCCUUACCUGAUGCAUGAGAACCCUGGAUACCGCUAUUCUUUAGAGGUAAAACUGCAGGCGCAGGCGAACGGGGCGCUGCUGGAGGACGUCUACACGCUCCCGGUCGGCAUCCGCACCGUGCACGUCACCAGCACGCAGUUCCUCAUCAACGGGAAGCCCUUCUACUUCCGGGGUGCCACGGCCUUCUUCCCUCCCCAGAUCCGUGGCAAAGGACUAGACUGGCCCUUGGUCGUGAAGGACUUCAACCUGCUGCGCUGGCUGGGGGCAAAUUCCUUCCGCACCAGCCACUACCCCUACGCCGAGGAGAUCAUGGAUCUGUGCGAUGCCUACGGCAUCGUGGUGAUCGACGAGUGCCCCGGAGUGGGGAUUAAAACUGCUGAGAGCUUUGGGAACAAGUCACUGCAACAUCAUCUUCUUGUGAUGGAGGAGCUGGUCCGCAGGGAUAAGAACAGGCCUUCAGUCGUGAUGUGGUCAGUGGCCAACGAGCCGGCUUCACAGCUGCCCCCAGCAGCUUAUUACUUCAAGACAGUGAUAGCUCACACCAAAGCUCUUGAUCCCUCCAGACCAGUAACCUUUGUGACAGAUGCUAAUUACGCUCUUGAUCAUGGUGCUCCUUAUGUGGAUGUAAUCUGUGUAAAUAGUUACUUCUCGUGGUAUCAUGACCCAGGCCAUCUGGAGGUUAUUCCACUACAACUCAUGACACAGUUUGAGAACUGGUAUAAAACCUACCAAAAACCCAUUAUCCAGAGUGAAUAUGGAGCAGAUUCAAUUCCUGGACUUCACAAUGAUCCACCUCUUAUGUUCAGCGAGGAGUAUCAGAAAGCUAUGCUAAAACAGUACCAUUCCGUAUUUGACAAAAAAAGGAAGGAGUAUGUGAUUGGGGAGCUCAUCUGGAAUUUUGCUGAUUUCAUGACUAAUCAAGGGAUCACACGUGUGUUGGGGAACAAGAAAGGAUUAUUUACCCGACAACGACAGCCAAAGUCAGCUGCGUUUGUUCUUAGAGAGAGAUACUGGAAGAUUGCAAAUGAAUCAAGCUGUUUUCCUCCUAUAAUAAAAUCACAUAUCCGCUUUCUGUAAUGAAAUCGGAAAGUGUAAUGGUUGGAUUCUAUGCUGAACUUGUUCAUUAAAUUUGUUUGAAUAAUA
Struthio camelus australis is the source of this 1830-nucleotide messenger RNA. NCBI's taxonomy places the organism in Eukaryota, Metazoa, Chordata, Aves, Struthioniformes, Struthionidae. The record is from RefSeq and is a predicted model, not a curated record.